UAGGAUUCUCCAGCCGCUUCAACAUUCUUCCAAUAUUAGAGUUACCAAAGUUUGGACGGCAAUACAAGCUUUCCAAGGAAGAAGCACGAUGUCUUCAGCUACUUCCGAUAUCGAAUUGGGCCAGUGCAACACCACGCCAUUAUCGAGGAUAGGUACAAGCCGCAGAACCUGGAGGUUUGGGUGGCCAAAUCUGGCCUGGCCAUCCUCAAACUUCUCACUUCCUUUGUCACUGUUUUGGAACAAGAGUGCUCCGAUAAUGCAAUUACCGCAAAUCGAGGACUACCCUAAGGGAUAUCCCCAAUUUUCGUCUUUAAUAUCUUCACAUGAGUCCUUUUUCGUCGCGCGAAGGUUUCUGAAUGUUCGUGCUCGAUUAUUAUUACUCAAACAAAAUCGUGUUGUCGCACUUGAAAGCAAGCUGCACAAGAUUGAUAGGGACGAAGAAAGACCAUUGUUUCUCGGCAGUUCUCAGCGGGACCAGAAUCAAGACAGAGCUCAGGUUGUUGCUGAGCUCGACAAAGCACUAGAGGAUCUAGACAAGUUCCUAUUAAGAAGUCGACAGAUUUCUGAACUCGAACAAGCGGAUCCUCGAGCUGUAACGAAUCUGCAGAACUGGGUCAACGGCACAGGUUCUAUAGCACGAGCAGAAAGCAGGUUUUUGAACUAUCCACCCGAGGAGCUCCUUAGCACCAGUCCACGGGAUGAAUCUGCCAUGAUAGGCCUUGAAAACAACGUGGCUGAGAAUCUGCUUCGUGUGCGAGAUUACUUUUUUCCGAGCUAUUCUCCGAAGGUCUCACGAGACAGCGCUCAUAUUUAUAUCCCUACAAGGUCAUCUGCGGCUUUUAUUUCUCGUGCCUUGAUGACACCCAUCAUUGUCGUCAUGCUAUUAGCCCCUGUCAUUUUAUGCUCCUACCUAAAUAAUACCUCAUCACGACUUUUUGCUGUUGGGGGUGCAACGGUAUUCUUCGUUGCCAUGAUUUCUGGUGGUACAAGAAUGAAGAGCCAAGAAUUGAUUAUAGCUGGAGCCACAAUCUUCGGUCUUGCCAGGGUGAAAGAGUCAUUACUACAAUUGAAGGCGGUGUCUAUUUUUGGAGCGAUAGAUGACCUUCAAAACGCACGAUAUCUUGCUCGCUACGCCGUUACGGCUACCAGCAAGGUUCAAGUCGCCACUGUACGACAGAUGAAGUUCUUCGGCAUCACCUUAGACCCUUUUAUUACAAAUCUCCAUGUUGAGCAGACUGAACCCUUGGCUGGAAAUGCCUGGCAAAGACGGCACGGAGAGUUCCGUGCUGGAAAGCGGGACCUGUCGUGCUAA
Messenger RNA from Fusarium oxysporum Fo47, 1312 nucleotides. RefSeq lists its product as uncharacterized. Bases 89 to 1312 code for a protein of 407 amino acids. The record is from RefSeq and is a predicted model, not a curated record. The transcript has 7 exons. NCBI's taxonomy places the organism in Eukaryota, Fungi, Ascomycota, Sordariomycetes, Hypocreales, Nectriaceae.